Molecule: messenger RNA, 186 nt
Organism: Aureococcus anophagefferens
Lineage: Eukaryota; Pelagophyceae; Pelagomonadales; Pelagomonadaceae
Exons: 1
Biological process (GO): potassium ion transport
Cellular component (GO): membrane
Molecular function (GO): voltage-gated potassium channel activity
Source: RefSeq, a predicted model, not a curated record
UUCCACGGCGCGUCGGUGGCCGACUGCUACUUCGCGUCGCUCUACUUCACGGUCUACACGAUCACGUCCGUGGGCUACGGCGACAUCAACCCCGUGAACCGCACGGAGAUGGUCGUGAACACCCUUUUUAUAGUGACGGGAGCGAUCAUCUGGGCCUACAUCAUCGGCAACUUCGCGUCGCUGCUG